Molecule: messenger RNA, 1033 nt
Organism: Verruconis gallopava
Lineage: Eukaryota; Fungi; Ascomycota; Dothideomycetes; Venturiales; Sympoventuriaceae
Product: 3-hydroxyanthranilate 3,4-dioxygenase
Exons: 3
Coding region: 166-774 (202 amino acids)
Biological process (GO): quinolinate metabolic process; 'de novo' NAD+ biosynthetic process from L-tryptophan
Cellular component (GO): cytoplasm
Molecular function (GO): 3-hydroxyanthranilate 3,4-dioxygenase activity; iron ion binding
Source: RefSeq, a predicted model, not a curated record
CCGAGCUUGCUUUGCAUCGCACUCGAAGAAGACUAGAUCGAGAACCGAGAACGAUUUAUUUCACUCUAGCAUGAUACAUCCAAGUUGGAACUAAGGAAUCGCCUUGUUGCUGUUGCUGUCAUCUCAAGACAUAGCGUCGUCAAAGAGAUCGCAUCUAAUCACACCAUGCAAAGCCUCCGAAUAGCUUCUAGACUACAACCUCUAAGAUGUAUUCGAUCUGCACCGUUAUCAACAUCGGCAAGCAGGCACGCGCUGGCAAAUCCAACGAAUCUACCAAAAUGGCUCGAAGAAAACUCUCAUUUGUUAAAGCCACCUGUGAAUAACUACUGCGUGACCAACGAGCACAUGACAGUAAUGAUUGUCGGCGGGCCUAAUGCCAGAACAGACUAUCACAUAAAUGAGACGCCGGAGUGGUUUUAUCAGUACAGAGGCCGAAUGCUACUCAAAGUUAUUGAUGAUGGUAUUUUCAAGGACAUUUUCAUCAACGAAGGAGAGAUGUUCUUGCUACCACCAAACACGCCUCACAAUCCAGUCAGGUUUGCCGACACGGUUGGCAUUGUGCUUGAGCAACCACGCCCAGCAGGAUCUAUUGACAGAUUAAGGUGGUAUUGCCAGAACUGCGGUGAACAGGUGCAUGAAGCGAGCUUCCAUUGUACGGACUUGGGCACGCAAAUCAAAGACGCUGUCAACAAAUUCAAAGAAGAUAAAGAAGCAAGGACGUGCAAAAAAUGCGGUACAUUAUGCGAUACCGCACCGCCACCGGCGAAGACUUGAUUCAGUGGCCAACAAUGCAGCAUUAUCACCACUAAAAUAACUGGUCAUAAUGGAGCCUUGCAAUCGCCAGAAUAGUAAAAGUGCGCCUCUGCAUAGCUUCGGUAUAUAAUCCAUUCAUCGUUCAAGAUAGGUCUCAUGUGACCACUCAUUAUGCCGAGUCAUGGACCCCAAUGCUGAAUCUGUCCCGUAUUUUAGCAACCGACAACCAUGAUAGACUGUGUAACUUGUUUUAAUGCAUACAUCGCACGGAGAAGUUAAA